AUGUCUUUAUUUCCAACUUUUAAAUCUGUUUUUAAGAUGUUAAAGACAAUGAAUGAAGGAUAACCAAAAUUAGCUUAAUAAGUUGAAUAAACUUAAAUAGUUUUAAGUUUCUCUUAAUAAUACAAAAAUAAUAAUAUAAAUAUUGAAAAUGAUGGAAAAAUUGCAAUAUGUAAUAGUCCAGAACUUUAUAAAAAUCACUUUGUAAUUUGUGAAUAAAAGAUUCCAAAAAAUGGAUGUUUCUCAUUUUCAUUCAAAAUAGGUGGUUGGGUAAUGAUUGGUGUAUGUGAUAAAUAGAAAAUAUUAGAGUAAAAAUAUAUUGCAUAAUUUGAAUAAUCUUAUGGACAUGGGUAAAAUAAAUAUAAUUUAAUUUAAGUUGUUAUUUAAUUGAAAAUGAUGGGACUUUAUAUUCCUCAUUGAAAAUAGAAAAAAGUAGCGAAAAGGCCUUUUCUUAUACAGAAUAUGAUAUUGUUUCAGUUUUAAUAGAUAUGGAUCAGAAAUUAAUAAAAUGGAAGAAACUUAAUAAAACAGAGAAUUUUGAAAUGAAAAUAGAGACAUCUAAUGAUUUAUACCCUUGCAUAGGUUUAGGGUAGGCUUGGGUUGAGAUUAUUUGA
Molecule: messenger RNA, 611 nt
Organism: Paramecium primaurelia
Lineage: Eukaryota; Ciliophora; Oligohymenophorea; Peniculida; Parameciidae
Source: the annotation of a GenBank genome assembly